AUGCCGUACCUCAGCCGGCGCACCGUCCGGGGCCUCCUCGCCCGCUCGCGCACCCGCCACAGCUCCUCCUGCCAAGAAUCAUUGCCCGCGCCGUGCACAGCCUCGGUACCCGGUAAGAUCGAGUCGCCCGAUGCUCCGACGACCUCUGCUUGCGCACCUGCGGGCGUAGCAGCCGCCGCGUCCCUGACGAGCAGCACGCACGCCGUCACGGCCCGCGAGGGCAGCAGCAGCAGCAGCAGCAGCUCGCCGCCGCCGGUCUCGCUCGCACUACUAGGAUCGCAGACCACCGGCGAGCAGCAGACGCACAGCUCGGAAAGCACGCAGCCAUCAAGCACCGCCAUUGCCUACUUGGAAGCCGGCAUACCCAUUACCGGCACCGACGCCGCGCCGCCGCCCGUCUUUGCGCCCCUGGUCAGCGGCCAUGUCGCGACGACCGACUCGCCCCCGUACGAGUUCAACGGACUGUUUGCCGUGCCGGCGUCGAGCUACAACCCGCCCAUGACGUCCAGCGCACCGCCGCUGUACCAGCCGCGCGCCGCCGAGGACGAGGUGUUUCCGCAGCUCGCGUUUACGCCGUUUCACCGCAACGCGCUUGCGGCUCGCAGCGGCGAGCAGGUAGAGCACGAACUACCCGGCGAUGACCGCUUCCCUAGCUUCGCUGGCUCCCGCGUCGUCAACGGCUCCUGGCUCAGCGGCCGGUUCGAGCCUUUCACGGUCGGUGGCCGCACAUUCUUCUGCCCCGUGGACCUGCUGCUUCGGUACCCGCACUGGCAACUGCUGCUCAGCCUCGAGCGGCCGGCGCACGGCUGGGUGCUGUCCACGACGAUUGACCCCGCCAUUUUCGCGCUCGUGCUCGAGGCGCUCAUCAGCCCGGCGGGCUUCGACGGCACCGAGCCCGGCCUGAGCCUGGUCAAGCUGGCGCUCGCCGCGCGGCAGGCGCACGACUGGGGCAUGGACCGCGAGGUGUUCAAGCUGGUGGCGAGCGUGCGGCGGUUCGUCGCGCGGCGCGUGCUGUACCGCAACCCGCACCGGCCCGACGCGCAGGGCGUCAUGGACCACCACUACUUUGUGCACCGCUCCGAGGACAUUGUGCGCGCGUGGCGCGUCGCCCGGCGCGCGCCCCCGGCCCUGCAGGCGUGUCUCGCGCCCGCCGAGCUCGUCCAGCUGUACGCGCUCGCCGUCCCGCGCGACCUGUGGCCCGCGCUGACGGCCGAGUUCUGCGACGAGUUUGCCGCCCAGAUCGACCUUGCCGCCCGCCUGCGCGUCGUCCCGGAGGAGGUCGACUACCACGACUGGUGGCUGCGCUGGUUCCGCCUCGCCGGCUGCUUGGACUAUGACUGGAUCGCAGACGUGCCGGACGUCCUCAACUUAUUCUUUCGCAGCCAGGAGGAGGCCGCGCAGGCGAACGCGGACCAGGAUCGCAUAGUGCAGGCGACUGAGGGGGCUGCGGUGGACGGAAUGCCGGCUGCGCCGCGUGGUGCCACUGCUGCGGCGGAGGGUCCGUAA
Messenger RNA from Cordyceps militaris CM01, 1506 nucleotides. RefSeq lists its product as uncharacterized. The record is from RefSeq and is a predicted model, not a curated record. The transcript has 3 exons. NCBI's taxonomy places the organism in Eukaryota, Fungi, Ascomycota, Sordariomycetes, Hypocreales, Cordycipitaceae. Bases 1 to 1506 code for a protein of 501 amino acids.